AUGAAAGCGACCCUUAUUCCGUUGGCAUUAACUCUCUUGAGUGGUGCUGCUGCAAAAUCCGACGAAGAAAAUCCCUAUGUUCCAUACUCCGUUGAUUGCCCCGAGGAUUCGACGUUUGUCCGCAAGGCAAAUGCCCUGGGUCCUAAUGAGACAAAUUGGCUCAAGGGCCGUGAUGGCGUCACCAAGCCCGCGUUGGUCGACUGGUUGAAGAAUUCUAAUUUGACCGACUUUGAUCCUGAAUCAUUCUUGUCCAACGAUACGAUUCGCCUCGGCCUUGCAUUCUCCGGAGGUGGUUACCGUGCCAUGCUUAAUGGUGCCGGCCAGUUUGCUGCCCUGGACAGCCGUACAACCAACUCAACCGAGCCCGGUCACAUGGGUGGUCUCGUUCAAGCGGCAACCUACAUUGCUGGUCUUUCAGGUGGCAACUGGUUGCUCGGCUCUCUCGUGGUUAACAACUUCACGUCUGUUCAGGAACUUCAGGCCUCCAAGGAUGUCUGGAAAUUGAGCAAAUCCAUUUUUGCACCCGGAGGAAUCAACGUUUUCAAAACCUUAGGGUACUGGGAUGAUAUCAUCGAUGAUGUUGAAGCUAAGGGCGAUGCUGGCUGGAACACCUCCCUGACUGAUCUUUGGGGCCGUGGUCUUUCAUACCAGUUCUUUAACUUCAGUCACGGUGGCCGCUCUAUUCAUUAUUCUGAUGUUCGUAACUACGAUGCGUUCAAGAACUACGAAAUGCCUUUCCCUAUCCAUGUCGCAGAUGGCCGUGCUCCCGAUACUUUGAUUGUUAGCGAGAAUUCGACUGUCUUCGAAUUCAAUCCUUUCGAGCUUGGCUCUUGGGACCCCAAUUUGUACUCCUUUACCGACCUUCAGUACCUGUGUUCUUAUUCUGACGAUGGCAAGGCGAGUAACUGCACCAAUGGCUAUGAUAACGCAGGCUUCCUUGUUGGUACAUCAUCAACUCUGUUCAAUCAGUUCUUCUUGCAACUAAACAGCACCGGUAUCACUGGGCCUCUUUACAAGCUCGCCAAGAAGUUGCUUUUGAAUUUGGGUGAGCGCAAUGACGAUAUCGCCUUGUACCACCCAAAUCCUUUCUACAAGAUGGACUACGUUGACAAUGGUGUGACUCAGUCUGACACUCUUGAUCUUGUCGACGGUGGUGAGGAUGGCCAGAAUGUGCCCCUGCAUCCUUUGAUCCAGCCCCAGCGUGACCUCGAUGUUGUCUUCGCUUUCGACAAUUCUGCAGAUACCUCAAAAGAUUCCGUCAUUGGAGGUUCUUGGGCUAACGGCACAUCUUUGGUCAAAACUUAUGAGCGUCAAUUCGUCCCCCAGGGCAACGGAACUAUCUUCCCGUACGUCCCUGAUGCCGAAACUUUGUUGUAUGGUGGUUAUCUUGGCCAGCCUACCUUCUUCGGUUGCAAUCGCGAUAACUUGACCAGUCUGUUCAAUAAGAGCAUGCCUGACAACGAGAGAUUCUAUCCCCCUGUCAUUGUUUUCAUCCCCAAUACUUAUAUGGGUUUCGAGGCUAACACCUCCACUUUCAAGAUGUCUUAUGACGAUGAUGAGCGUGAUGGCUUGAUCAACAACGGCUACAACGUUGUCACUCAGCUUAAUGGUACUCUCGACUCCGAGUGGAGAACAUGUGUUGCCUGUGCGAUCAUUCUGAGAGAGCAGCAGCGCCGUGGUGAAUCGCCCACUGAGCAGUGCCAGAAGUGUCUCAGCAACUACUGUUGGGACGGUCAGAUUGUUUCAAGUAGCAAUGCUACUUAUAAGGCUCGACGUGAUGGCAAGAAUGUUGAGGCCAUUCUCGCAAGCAAGGAUUCUGGCAAGGCCUCCAGCUCCAACUCCAGCGCAUCUGCACAGGCUUCCGGCUCCGCCAGUUCCACUAGCUCCAAGAAGAAGAACGCCGCCGUGCAAAUCGGUACCCAGGGAUCUGUGGUUGCUGCUGGUUUGGUUGCUUUGUUUUCUUGGCUUUAG
This is a messenger RNA of Wickerhamiella sorbophila, 1971 nucleotides long. RefSeq names its product Lysophospholipase 1. The record is from RefSeq and is a predicted model, not a curated record. Gene Ontology annotation, cellular component: cytosol; intracellular membrane-bounded organelle. Bases 1 to 1971 code for a protein of 656 amino acids. Gene Ontology annotation, biological process: glycerophospholipid catabolic process. Gene Ontology annotation, molecular function: A2-type glycerophospholipase activity. NCBI's taxonomy places the organism in Eukaryota, Fungi, Ascomycota, Dipodascomycetes, Dipodascales, Trichomonascaceae. The transcript has a single exon.